UGAGCGGAAAUAUGACAGCACUCAACCAACAGAUAUUCUCGUACGCUCUGCUUCCGGCUGUGCUGACGUAGUCUGUGGGCUGAGGGGUAGAGAUAAACUGUGUUUAGCAAACAGUCUGCACUCCAUACUGAUGACCACUGGCGUUGGUAAGACGUCUGCUUCGAUGCUGCCCUGCAUUCGGUGACAGCUCAGACAACGACCCGAUGCUACAGAUUUGGUGGACAACUCCAGACUAGGAUGCAGGAGGUUUCAAAGGCCGAGCUGCGAGAACAAGAUGUCCGUGUCACGACUGAACUGAAAGAAGUCCUGGAACAAAGCAACGACCUACGGCGAAUUUUUAAUCAGCUUAAAAGAAGCUAUGACAAAAACCAGGACCUCUGCUGUCCCUGUCUGUAUGGUUCCUUGAGGCGAAUGAUACAUGAAGCAUGCGCUCAGGCUUCUCGGACAAAGAGCCACUACGACACUAGAAAUAAAAAAUCCAGGAAAGAGGCGAGAGGAGUGGUAACGCGCCUUUUAGAUGAAGCCAAGAGCAUCUCUGAAGCUGGCCAGGCAAUCAUGCACUUGGACGACGAGAGAGAAAAGUUAAAAAGACUGAGCAAGAAAGAGCUAAAACGUGACCUUGAGCAGAAACAAGCAACUUUGGGUCUCGAAAAGAUGGCCAUUCAGCAAAUGAAUAACCUUCUUCAGGAGCUGGAGCGUCUAGAGGUGGAGGUCAGAAGAUACUGGGUGUGGUCCCGCAAAGACCUCUUGGUGCGCGGUAUUGAGAACACACUUUACGCAUUUGAACAGUUGAACUGUUCAACCCCAAGAGAACCAAGACAGCAGCAACACCGUCGAGGAUAUCAAGUAUGAGAAAUGUCUGCAUCAACCUCGAUAAACCGGUUACAGCUCCCAGUAUGUCGCCGGCUGUGCGAGUCAGCCAUGCAGAACAUGAUCAACGGGGGCUUGUAACAUGUGUUCCUCCGCCUAAUGCACGUACCUCGAUCAUGAACUCAUAUCAAUAAAUGUCCAUGCCUAGAUCGACUUGGACUGUGGACAUUCCUGUGUCAGGUUCAGCUGGACAAACAAUAAACAUGACCAUGCAUUAGAAUAAAGGUUGGUGGGAUUAUGAA
Pomacea canaliculata is the source of this 1112-nucleotide messenger RNA. RefSeq lists its product as uncharacterized. Bases 238 to 852 code for a protein of 204 amino acids. The transcript is spliced from 4 exons. The record is from RefSeq and is a predicted model, not a curated record. NCBI's taxonomy places the organism in Eukaryota, Metazoa, Mollusca, Gastropoda, Architaenioglossa, Ampullariidae.